Sinocyclocheilus grahami is the source of this 1430-nucleotide messenger RNA. Its product is annotated as junctional adhesion molecule A-like. Bases 168 to 1052 code for a protein of 294 amino acids. Lineage: Eukaryota; Metazoa; Chordata; Actinopteri; Cypriniformes; Cyprinidae. Gene Ontology annotation, biological process: cell adhesion; intestinal absorption; regulation of membrane permeability. The record is from RefSeq and is a predicted model, not a curated record. The transcript has 10 exons. Gene Ontology annotation, cellular component: bicellular tight junction.
CAGGUGACACAGUAUCACUCGGAAGGGCGUUUAGUUUCAACCUUUUAACUUCCCUUGAGUCAGCUUUGCGAGGGCCUAACAAAUACACAACUCCCUAAAAGUUCUCGUAACGUAAUAUAAAACCAGGUAUAUCGGCUAUAUAUACUUUGUAGCAUUUAAAAGAGGAUAUGUGGACCUUCGUCUUUGUUUGCCUUUCGAUCUCAGUCACAGGCCUGCAUGCCGAUUUUUCAGUUACUGUUAGUCCCUCAGUAAAAGUGAAAGAGAAUGAGGGAGUUGACUUGAAAUGUUCCUACACCGCUGACUUUGGAUCAGCACCCAGAGUAGAAUGGAAGUUCAAGGAUCUCAAGGGCUCUCAAACAUUAAUCUACUUUGAUAACAAGCCAACUGGUCAGUAUGCAGGCCGUAUCACUAUGCAUGAUGGAGGACUGAGAUUUAACAAGGUGACGCGAGCAGAUACUGGAGACUAUGACUGUGAGGUGUCUGGCAAUUCUGGAUAUGGCGAGAAUACCAUCAAACUCACAGUCCUUGUGCCUCCUUCCAAGCCCGUAUCCAGAAUUCCUUCAUCAGUCACAACAGGAAAUAAUGUCCGCCUGACCUGCUUUGAUGCAGAUGGCUCCCCUCCAUCCACCUAUAGGUGGUACAAAGACAACACUCCCCUCCCUGACGAUCCAACCAAGUUCCCCAGUUUUAAGAACCUCACCUACAAGAUGAACGUCUUCAAUGGUAACCUGGAGUUCCCGAGUGUGUCUAAGCUGGAUAGCGGUUCAUAUUUAUGUGAGGCCAGUAAUGGAGAAGGCGCUCCUCAGCGUGGAGAUACAGUGCACAUGGAAGUCCGUGAUCUGAAUGUUGGUGGUAUUGUUGCGGGGGUUAUUGUGGCUUUGCUGGCAGUGGGAUUGCUCCUCUUUGGUCUCUGGUUUGCCAGUAAAAAGGGAUAUCUGCCAAAAAAAGCAGAAAGCAAGCCGAAACAACAAGCUGUUUAUACACAGCCUAGAGCAGCUGAUAUGGAUGAUGGGGAUGGGGAAUUCAGACAGAAAUCAUCUUUUGUUGUGUAGUCUGUGCUACUCUGGAUGUCAAGAUUCGGUGCCUAGAUCAACUGUUUUCUGUUUGAGUUCAUACAAAUCAGGAUCAAUGUGUAUGUGAUGAGAUGUGCCUCCCUGCCCAGCUUACCACACUAGUUGACCAUAGAAAUGUCCAAAAGCAACUAUUGUAAAUGUGUGUGAGAAUGCAGAUUUAGUUUUAGGAAUCUAAAUCCUGUCUCUAUUUUGUAGAAAUUAAUAGAAAUGUAAUUUAUUGAACUAUGAUUAAUCUGUGAGUGGAACACAAACCUAAAGGGUUUAAGAUCAAUUCUUUAUUAAUAGAAUUUGCUCAGAUUAUAAUCAGUUGUUUAGUCUUGUAUGGACCGAGAUGUCCAAUGCUAUUUUUACAGGACU